Molecule: messenger RNA, 2402 nt
Organism: Petromyzon marinus (sea lamprey)
Lineage: Eukaryota; Metazoa; Chordata; Hyperoartia; Petromyzontiformes; Petromyzontidae
Product: galectin-related protein-like
Molecular function (GO): carbohydrate binding
Source: RefSeq, a predicted model, not a curated record
AUGUGGGGGACGCCGCGUGCCCCGAGCCUCCAAACAUCUCCGGCGCCGGCCCCGCGGGCGCCGCGGCUGCAGCCUCGCCGCGAGGCCCGCGGGGGCCGCGCAGGGAGCCGCGCCACUGCUCCCCCUCGACGCAGUGGGCAGCAGGCGGGCGCGAUGAAGAGGCACGGCGCGGACUUCGCUCCCCCCCAUCAGGACGAUGGUGAUGAGGAGAGAUCUGAGGGUCCACUGCGGCUGCCCUUCGCUGGGAGGAUAAAGACGGGCAUCAGACCUGGCAUGCGGAUCAUGGUGACUGCCAUCGUUUCCAAGCAUCCCAAGAGCUUUGCCAUCGAGCUGGCGUGCGGCUCGGAGGAGGGCGCCGAUGUGGCGCUGAGGCUCGAGGUGCACUUCCCCGGCCGCACCAUCGCGCGCAACGCCAUGCUCGGUGGGCAGUGGGGCGCGGACGAGACGAGCGUGCCCUACUUCCCCUUCACCCCCGGGCAGCCCUUCAAGUGCGAGCUGCUGUGCGAGCACGAGCGAUUCCGCGUCACCGUGGACCAGCAGAACCUCUGCGGGUUCUGCCACCGGCUCCAGCCGCUGCACAGCAUCAACAGCGUGCGCGUCCGCGGCGACCUGCGGCUCACCAAGGUCACCUGAGUGGCCUCCAGCGGGGCCCGGGGUAACCCCCCCCCCCUCCUCCCGUGGCUCGGGCCCUGGUUGGAGGGGCGGGGGGGUGCACCAGGCUGGGCCGGGCCCUGCAGCCCCACCAGGCGAUGUCCCCUCGGCACUACCCACGCGCACGUUUAUUCCGUAGCGGUGAAUCUCUGUCACGGUGCCCCCCCAGCCCUGCCCGCCCUUCUACCCUCCACGCGAGAGGACCUCGAGCCGGGCCCGACUCCCAGUUAAACCCAAAACCAGCUCGUAGCAAAACAAAUAAGCAGACGCUGGCCCUCAUUCCCAUAUUUGUCUCUCCAAUAAAAAAAAAUAUUCACAAAGCAUUUUGACACACCUCGUCAGCCGGCAAAGCCUUCUGAGAGUGCGAGCGUUCUUUUAGCAGUGCCUCAUCAUUGUGGUCAACUUCAAGAGGGUGAAUGGUUACAACCGGCUACAACCGGCUUGAAUGAAAAUAAAAUAUAAUUAUUUACCUGUACAAUCCCUUGCGACGGAACAUCUCAUUUGCAUCGGUGUCCAGGAUGUGACAUCCGUAGCAAAAGUGGAAUAACGCGUAUAUUGUGUUUUUGAAAUCUAAAGCCGAUAAAGUAUCGUACUCGUUUAUGCGAUGUCAAAUACACGCAUAUUUGUCUUCAGUACAUGUUGCUUUGCAGUGAGCCAAUGGUGCGGGGAAGAAUUGCACAACGAAGUAACCUUCACAGACUCGAUCUGCUGACACCAUCAUACAAAAUCUGUUUAACAAAGCAAUUAAAGAAAAUAUAUUCGAUAUCAUAUAUAUGAAUUUGCCUAUUUAAGAGACCUAGGGAAAACAUGGAUAUGUACAUUGUAUUGUAUUUUCAUUGAUCCGUGACCAUUAAAGAAUGAUUUGGAAUGUAAAGUACACGUAUAAGACUCUCUGCAUCUCAUUUGUCUGGCACUUGUGUAGAAUGGGUCACUACGGCGCGUAGCGCUGGUUACUAACAGAGAGGGGAAAUGUGGGUGUAGCCACCGAUCUGCCAACAGAGCAUGCGAUGCCAUGGAAUGGGUCACUAGGGUGCGUAGAGCUGGCUGCUGGCAGAGAGAGGACAUCUGAAGACGCAGCAGCCUGGUCGAUUAAAAGGGCACGCGAUAGGCCGGGGUAAGGGAUGUAGUGCAAAGGUGACAGAGAGGACACGUGGGGUAUAGCCCAGAACCCUCUGGUAGGUUCCAGAAGGGGGCGUGGCCGAGGGCGGAGCCAGGCCACGCUGGGGGGCAUAAAAGGGAGGUCCCGAGGCUGGAUCGGGGCUGUCAUUUGGAAUGGAACCCGUCGUGCCGCGUCUUCAUCUUCGUCUCCUCGGCGUCGUGGGUCAGGCAGCGUGCCGGCUGUCCUGACCCAUCUGUAGUUAUCCCGUGCGUGAACAGAAGUGUUUAAGUGUAGAAUUAACGUAUGUGCCUCCUACUAUUCGUGUCUCCGAAGUGACUCGCUACACGUGGGCUCCGGGGUGUGCGCAGCGGUAACACUCGCGCCUCACAGCAAGGUGCCCCUGGGUUCGAUACCCGACUCCCGCUCCUCUCCGUGCGGAGCUUGUACGAUCUCCCCCUCUUCUGUAUGGGUUCACUCUGGGAUCUCUCAGGUUUAUUUCCAUGGCUAAUACAAAAAAAUCCCAAACCAUGUUAAUUGUAUUGACCAAACAUCCCAAUGCUGAAACAUUACCUGCAAUUUGCUCAAUUGGGAUUACAAGCCACCUACUGCAAAAUAAUUUGCUGGGUGAACAAAAAUAAACAAGUAAUAUUUU